AUGGUCAUGACUGUCAGACCUGGCGUCUAUGCCAUCCGUAACUGUGCACACGCAAAGAGUUACCUCACUCCUCAUCAUUCGUCUGGCCGAGCAGGAACGCGUCUUUAUGCUGAACAUUGGCUAAACGAAGGCCUUCAGAAGUGGGACGUUCAAUACAAUUCCCGAAGCGGAGCUUACCGCAUUGAGAACUUUGGGCACGCUGGGGUGUUCCUCACGACCGCUGAUUCUAGCCGCCGAUACGCUCCUCACGCGGAGAUCAACUCGUACGUGGAAGAAUGGGUUAUUCAUGAAGCUCCUAGUGGGCAUGGUUUCUACAUCAUCAAAGCUGGUGAGCAAGACCAGGUCCUUGAAGUUGAAUCGGGCGGCUUUGAGGUUCUUGUCAACGACAGAGACCCCCCAAGGACCCCCAAGAGACAAAUCUGGUACUUUGAGGCCGACUAG
Pleurotus ostreatus (oyster mushroom) is the source of this 441-nucleotide messenger RNA. RefSeq lists its product as uncharacterized. NCBI's taxonomy places the organism in Eukaryota, Fungi, Basidiomycota, Agaricomycetes, Agaricales, Pleurotaceae. The transcript is spliced from 4 exons. The record is from RefSeq and is a predicted model, not a curated record. Bases 1 to 441 code for a protein of 146 amino acids.